Molecule: messenger RNA, 1548 nt
Organism: Fusarium sp. VM40
Lineage: Eukaryota; Fungi; Ascomycota; Sordariomycetes; Hypocreales; Nectriaceae
Source: the annotation of a GenBank genome assembly
AUGGCCAUCAGAUCGAGAGGCCUGCCUAGUCCUGGCUGCAGCCGCUGCCGCAGCAAGAAGAUCAGGUGCGACGAAGCGAAGCCAAUUUGCGGGCAGUGCGCCAAAAUUCGCUCGGUCGAUUGCAAGUAUCGUGAUGAGUUUGAGCGGACGUGGCGGUGGCAGACUGAACUGGUAGUCAAAAAGGCCAAAGCGAAAGCGAUAAGCACUGAGACUGUUCCGAUAGCCACAGCAGACACAAAGAGCGACACGCAGCAGCUAAAUCCUCCGAAUCCCACUAUCUUGGACAGGUUCUUCUUUGAUUGGGUCGUUCAAUCGGCCGCCGGCUCCGAGAGUGUCAUUUCUUUGUUCAACUCACUUCCUGGGCUGUACGCCAAGUCUAGUGUGAAUAGCCUUCUGUAUAACUCUAUCAACGCCUUGGCCAAUGCAGGCUAUGCGCAAAGAUUCAAUUCCUCAAAAGCACUGACAGAAGCAGCCGAAUGGUACGGAGAGUCUAUCCGUAUGUUGAAAAACAUACUGAGUAGUAGUGGGGGGCGACCAUCGAACCAGGAUGUUAUGGUCUCGAUCAUACUCCUCUGCAUGUACGAGCUGUUGAUAGAUGAAUCUGUUGCCUUGGAAGGCUGCUGGGUUUCUCACUUGGGCGGUGCAACCCUUCUUUUGAGGAUGCAGGGGCAAGAGACAACAGAAGAGUCUUCCGCUGCUUUGGAGGAGGAGGUCUCAAUGGUCAUAUACUUACAAAUGAUCCACAAUAGUCUCUUGACUGGCCAAGCGCCUUCUGUUCCGGUCAAUGAACUCAAGCUCCGAAAGCUACCGCACAUUAGCGAGCACAUGGAGCUAAUCUACAGAGCUGCAUGUUUGUGCGCGGAGUGGAGAUCCGCACUCUUCCUCCCCCAAUCACACCAUGGAUGGAAGCAAUUAUCCAUCAUUGCAGGUAAAGCCAUGUCACUGGACAAGCAACUUGAAGAGUGGUCCUGGAGCUUGCCUUCACAACUGGGUUGCACGGCCGAAGCAAUAUCUGUUCAUUCUCAACCUGAGUGGUUACAGCCUUUGCUCACCGGUGCAUGGACUCCUCUUAACACUCACAUCCACCCAUCUCUCACCGUCAAGAUCCUAUGGAGAUAUUAUUGGCAAGUUCGAUUGAUCCUCAAUCAAGCGCUUUUAUUUACCCACAGCAUCCUCGAAAGAGGUGAUACCACAAUCAACCCCAUCUCAUCCGAUCUAAAGAAUAUCAAGACUCGAAUUGUGUCGUUUAUCGACCGCUUAUGCGAAUCUUGCCUUUCAACCUUCAUCGUUGAUCCCGCAACGGAGACGCGAGAUCACCGAACAGAGGACAUCCCUGGGAUUAUAGGAUACCUACUCAUGCAAGGCUUACCAACUAUUGGUCUGAGCCUGGAACAGGUUGUUCUUGUUGAUUUUGAUCUUUCGAGUCGAAAAGAAUGGCUGGCCAAGAUGAAGAAAUUCCUGAGAGAUACUCUUGGUGUCGGGAAAGGUGCAGCGGCAAAGGAACCUUCUCAAUAUGGGAAGAUACCUAUCCAAAUUUGGGGCCUUUAA